ACCCGGUGGGGUUCGCCUCGCGGUGGACCGAACACUGGGAAGUUAUGAGGGUGCGCAUGCUCGCCGCGGCGACAGCCAAUCCGUGGACGGGGCGCAUGGACACAGCGCUGUUCGCCGGGACCCUCUGGGAGGGAAGCAGGCAACAGGGCAAAUCGCUCGCCUCCGACCCUCACCUCGGCCUCAACUUCAGUAUGCGCAAGUGGGGCCAGCGCGGCGGCACCGUCCCGCUCGAGGAGCACUGCAGGCACAAGUAUCUGGUGCACUUUCUCGGCCUCGCCAACGGCUACUCCAACCGGCUCAAGUACCUCCUGCUCUGCGGCUCCACAGUCAUCUACGUGGGCAUCGGCGCUGCAAAGGCGAUCCCGCACGAGUUCUACGAGGCGAUCCUCACCCCGGGCACCCACUUUGCCUACGCGGAAACCGCGUCCGACCUGCCUGCGGUGAUGGCGCGCCUCCGCUCGGACGAAGCGCUCGCGCGAAGGAUUGCGCAGACUGGGCAAGCGGCGAUGCGGCGGCUGGACUGGGCCACGGUCAUGUUGAGCCCGGUCGUCAACAACGCGGUCGAGCACAUUACAAAUGCUGCAGCAAAAGCGAUGCCAGAAAACCCGUCGGUGUUGAUACCACUCAUCGUCCCAGCACUGAUUGUCGUCUGGCUGAUACUCGACCCCGAUUGCUCGGACGGCACCCUAAACCUUGUGCUGCUCAAGCUUCUCUUCGCCACGUCGGCCUCGCUGAUGAUUGGUUGCCACGCCGGCCUCUACUUCCGGAUCGCACGGCUGAGCGACGCUGAAAUGGUGACGCUCCCGUCCGGCGACACGGUGACGGCCGCCGAGCACGACCGCCGCGAGUGGUUUAAGCUGCUCCAGCAGGCGGCGGUGGGCAUACCAAUGACCUUGAUGAUUGGCUUCAGUUGGAAGGCCUCGAUCGCGCCAUUUGUGCAAUCCUUCCACCUGCCCAUCAACAUGCUGACGCACAACCUCUGCAAAGUCCACCUGAUGGGCGAGGAGCCAGUUGGGAAGCUGGCCCGGCCGUGGAAGGUGCCGCUAUCGCCAUUCGCUGAGUACAUGACCUCAAAGUUUGGCACGCAGAGCGGCGAGUCAACAAACGAGGCAACGCCCACCGCAGGAGGGAAGAAGGAGAGGAGCGGGUCGAGCAAGAAGGGGAGGUGA
This is a messenger RNA of Emiliania huxleyi CCMP1516, 1169 nucleotides long. RefSeq lists its product as hypothetical. Gene Ontology annotation, cellular component: endoplasmic reticulum. The record is from RefSeq and is a predicted model, not a curated record. Bases 45 to 1169 code for a protein of 374 amino acids. Lineage: Eukaryota; Haptophyta; Isochrysidales; Noelaerhabdaceae. Gene Ontology annotation, biological process: protein targeting to ER. The transcript has 3 exons.